GAUACUUUUUGAUGGUGAGGCCAGCAAGUCACAAAUAGCAAAGGUAGCGGAAGACAGUGACAUUUCAAUUUUAUAUAAAAGCAAUAAACAAUUAACCGUUAUUGCUCUAAUUAAUUAGUGCAAAACGAGUAUACAUUACCAACAAACAUUUAAUGUGAUGUUCGUGUUAUCAGCGAAAAUUGAAUAUUUGUGUACCGUCGGCAGUUGCGAAUAACGGAGGAGGAUACCGAUAUAAAAAAACAACAACACUUACUGAUUAGAUUUUUGCAUUUAAAUGCGUUUUGUGAUAAUUUUGUGAAACUUGUUCAAAUAACGCCUAACAAGGAAAACAAAUUUUAAAUAUUACACUUGCAACGCUGAGACAACAGCAAUUUGCAAAAGUCAACAACAACAAGCAGCAUGCAAUAAGGAUAUCGCAAAACCAAUUUCUGCCGGGUCUCAUAUAAGAUUUCAAAAUGACAUACACUCGCAAUAAUCACAGCGCAACGCGUAUAUUAUUAUUACAAAAACUAAUUUUUCAUAAAAACGGUAAAGAACAACAACAACAACAGCAGCAAGAUGUCUGAAAUAAUUGCAGAGAAACCGUCAACUUACAAGACAACUAUCAAUACGAACGCCGCCCACCGUGCAUUAUAUAACGUGGAUCGGCGUGGAUAUUUCGAUUGCUGUGGGUGGACAUCGAGUAGAAACAGUUACGACGUAACGGAUAAUAAAACGAAUGAAUUCUUCAUACAUCAAUGGAAGUGCGAACAAUUUACUAUGGAUGAGAAAUAUCAACGAGAAGAUGAACGCUUGAAAUCAUUCGAAAAUUGGCCGCUUGAAUGGCUGAAUAAGAAGGAGCUGGCGCAAACGGGCCUAGUCUAUACGGGCGAAGAUGAUAAAGUCAAAUGCUAUUUUUGUGAAGUCGAGAUCGGUCGUUGGGAACGUGAUGAUCAACCGAUCAAUGAGCAUUUACGUUUCUCACCCAAUUGUCCGUUGCUGCGACGACGCACCACCAACAAUGUACCAAUUAGCAAUGAUACGCUGACUUGUGUCUUACCGCCCGUUAGUUAUGAUGUGUGCGGCAAUGAAGGACACGAAUUUGGCGCAAACGAUGUGCUGGCAGAUAUUGCAGAACCACAAGCUGCGCUAGCGGUAAACACAACAACAUACCAAUAUGACAGCAUAGCCGCCGAUAAUUUGCCCAACAAUGUGAAUAGCAAUAACAUCAGCAGCAGUAGCAACAGUAGAUGCGGCAAUGAAACACAAUUGUACCGACCCGAAUAUCCCGAGUAUGCCAUCGAAGCGGCACGCUUACGUUCGUUUGCCGAAUGGCCACGCAACAUGAAGCAACGUCCCAAGGAAUUAGCCGAUGCCGGUUUCUUCUAUACCGGCACCGGUGAUCGCGUCAAGUGCUUUAGCUGCGGCUGUGGCCUUAAGGAUUGGGAUGAUGAUGACGAGCCAUGGGAACAGCAUGCGCUCUGGAUGCCGAAAUGUCGUUAUCUGAAUUUAUUGAAGGGACACAAUUAUAUCGAAAAUAUUGCCGCCAAAUAUAAGACGAAUAAUAGUAAAUGUGCGGAUACAGUGUCAGCGGAAAGUGAUCUAUAUCGUCCGACAUCCGACACAGUCGUCGUACAGCCAGUUGUGGCAGCAGCGACCUUGUCGCCGUCAUGCAAGCCCAAGGAGGCGACAAACGAUGUGAUGAAGAGCACAGCGGCGGCAACCAUUGCCGAGGAGAAGCUUUGUAAGAUAUGCUAUGCCGAUGAGUAUAAUACGGCGUUUUUACCCUGUGGCCAUGUGGUGGCUUGCGCCAAGUGCGCGUCUUCGGUGUCGAAGUGUCCGGUUUGCCGGAAACCCUUUACAAAUGUGAUGCGUGUAUUUUUUCCUUGAUCAUCUAUAUAAACUAUUUAUUAAUGUUUAGACUCACCCGCGUUGUAAAUACUAAAGAUAUGCGGUAAAUCGGCCAGUUGUGGAUAAUGACUGUGUUGCUGCAACUGGCCGAUAAAGAAUAAUAUAUUUAUAUAAUUAAUUACUUAUUCUUAAUUAUAUGCAUAAAAUAAAAAAAAUCAACAUAACAUAAAAAA
Zeugodacus cucurbitae (melon fly) is the source of this 2063-nucleotide messenger RNA. It is a transcript of the gene Diap1, whose product is annotated as death-associated inhibitor of apoptosis 1. The coding region runs from base 559 to 1869 and encodes 436 amino acids. Gene Ontology annotation, molecular function: ubiquitin protein ligase activity; cysteine-type endopeptidase inhibitor activity involved in apoptotic process. Gene Ontology annotation, cellular component: nucleus; cytoplasm. NCBI's taxonomy places the organism in Eukaryota, Metazoa, Arthropoda, Insecta, Diptera, Tephritidae. The record is from RefSeq and is a predicted model, not a curated record. The transcript is spliced from 3 exons. Gene Ontology annotation, biological process: negative regulation of apoptotic process; regulation of cell cycle; positive regulation of protein ubiquitination.